AUCGUCAAUAAUUAGGUAGGAGGUUAUAUAAAGACCAUAUGCUGCAGAUAAAUAUGAGAUUGAAGUACAAACUAUGGAAUCCUCAUCAGGUGUUGAUGUAGGUGACAAGUACCGUUCUUUCUUAUAUGGAGAAGGAGAGAAGAGCACCAAAUGGAGAUUUGGUGCUCCUCCUAAUUACGAUGUUGUCAACAAGCUUUUCGAAGAAGGUCGAACUAAGAUAUGGCCUCCUGGUUCACUUGAAGAAAAGGUGCAGAACUUGUUGAAGACAUAUGAAAUGGAGCUAUUCCACAAAGAAUGCCCUGAUGACUACAAAUCAGUUGACGCAAAUAAGCUCACUUUAAGCGUAAAUGGAAGCAAAGCUUUUAACUUUGGUGAAUUGCUGAAAAUCGGUGGCUAUAACUUUCAUCUUCAAACUUCCAUGCCUGAAGAGUUAAGGUUGUACAAUCCUGCUGUUGAAACUGCAGAAUCAUCCCAUAAUGCUUUUACGACGACGUUCCCACGAGGGUUUGCAGUGGAGGUUCUCCAUGUCUAUUCAGGGCCGCCAGUGAUUGUGUACAAGUUCAGGCACUGGGGUUACAUGGAAGGUCCAUUCAAAGGCCAUGCUCCUACUGGAGAAUUGGUUCAACUCUUCGGCCUGGCCAUUUUUGAGGUUUGUAUACUUUCUGGUUCUCGUUUCUUCACUUGCAGCUUUCGUCGUCUUCGAUUUUUACAGGAAUUACAACCACUUUUUCUUUUGUUUCCUUUUUCUGGGUUGAAAAAGGUGGAUGAGAGGAUGAGAAUUGUGAAGGUGGAGUUAUUUUACGAUCCGGCAGAUUUGCUUGGACCUCUCUCAAAGGGUCCUAAAUUGGAUACUUGUGCUGCAGAGGAGGCAGCCGCAUCAAGUUGCCCUGUCUUGAGGAACACGGGCUGAUGAAUAUAACAUUACAGUGUGGUUGUGUUGUUACUGUUUAUGAAUAAGUUGUUAUCAGCUGCUGGAGUCAAUAAGUCGGACUUUCGUAGUAUUCUCUCUGUAUUUUGUUUGGUCUACAGUGUGAUUGUGUUACUACUUGGUAUAUUUUUUACCAAAUUAAGAGUUA
Molecule: messenger RNA, 1076 nt
Organism: Tripterygium wilfordii
Lineage: Eukaryota; Viridiplantae; Streptophyta; Magnoliopsida; Celastrales; Celastraceae
Product: pathogen-related protein-like
Exons: 3
Coding region: 74-910 (278 amino acids)
Source: RefSeq, a predicted model, not a curated record